AUGGAUUCUGUUAAUACUAAAUUCUCGAGUUCUGACGAAGAAUCGAUAGCUCAAGAAAUCCAUGCAGUUGAGGAAACACGCUUCAGUCGUCAAAAAUCAAAAUCUUGUAUAUCAAGAUCGACAGUAAAAAAUCGCACUGCCAUAAUUGAUGAAAGAGUGGGCAGUUAUCUAUCAAUAGACGCUCCGAAUGCAUUAAUAGAAGAGAUUCCUAUGUCGGGCCAAGAAAAGGACAUUGUCUAUUCAGCCAUAAAUAAAAACUUUUUAUUCAGAAAUUUACCUGAAGAAAGCUACAAUUUAUUUUUUUCACAAAUGAAAAAAUAUACAUUAGACGCUUUAGAAAUAGUUUUUGAGCAAAGUCACCCUGGAAGAAAUUUCUUUAUUAUAACAUCAGGGAGAAUAGAGGUUUUAAGCAACCAAAAACAAGUAAAUAUUUUAACAGUAGGAGAUAGCUUUGGAGAAUUGGCAUUGCUUCAUGAUUCUUUACGCUCAGCUAGUGUAAAAACCCUAGAAAGAGUUACCAUGUGAAGUCUGGAACGAAAUGUUUUCAGGAAAAUUGUUAAAAUCAUAAAUGAUCAAAAUUAUGAAGAAAAUUUACAAUUUAUUGAGACUAUCCCUAUUUUCCAAACUUUAACAAAACUUCAAAUUGAAGCUUUAGCCUACUCACUCUCAUCAAUGACUUUUAAAGCUGGUGAAAAAAUUGUUAAUGAAGGCGAUUUAGGAGACUUAUUCUAUAUAAUAAAAGAUGGAAGUGUUUAUUGUUUAGAAGAAGGAAGGGAAAUUAAGAUUAUGGCCAAAGGCGAAUUUUUUGGAGAGCAAGCAUUAAUUUAUAAUAAUGAAAGAACUGCAAGCAUCGUAGCUAUAGACAAUGUAAAAUGCGUAGGGAUUGGAAGAGAAAAACUGUCAAAAGUUCUUGGGAAUCAUUUAGAGCAUAUAAUUUACCAAAAUUCCAUUAUGAUCGCACUAGAGCGUAGCAGCAUUCUAAGACUGCUUAAAAAAGAUCAACUAUUAAGAAUUGCAGAUGCUAUUCACAUUUCUAAAUGCUUACCAGGAGAAAUAAUAAUUCCAAAAAACACUAGGAAAGGGCUUUUCAUUUUUAUAGUCCUGAAUGGCUCCUUAAUAGAUGAAAACGGAUCUAUUAUUGCAAAAAAGUUUUGCAUUAUAGGGGACAAAGAAAUUAGACUCUCAGAGCAAGAAAAUAUUAAUGAGGAUAUUAUUUCUUCUAAUGAUUUGAUAAUAGGUACUAUUUCUAAACAAGAGUUCGAAGAUUGCAUUGGUGGCCCGCUUGACCAAGUAUUAAUAAUGAAUGAAGCAACUUCAUGCCUUAAACGUGUUAAUAUAUUCAGAUGUCUAUCUGAUGAUAAACUCCAAUUACUUGUAAGAGAGUUAAGUGUACAAGAAUAUUUUCACCAAGAAAUAAUAGUUGAGCAAAACAGCUCGGGAGACUCAAUAUUUAUAAUAAGAUCAGGGACUGUUGAUGUCUUUAAAGACGGAGUAAGAACAAGAUCAAUCACACUUUAUGAUUAUUUUGGGGAAAGAAGCGUUCUAUUUGAUGAAGUAAGGACGGCUACUGUAAUCGCAAAUGGACCAGUGUCAUGCUGAGUUUUAUCAAAAGAAAGCUUUCUUACUCACCCCUUCAAAUUGGAACAAAGCAUCAGUAAAUUUGCAUUUUUUGGGUGGAAAAAAUUUGCUUUUCAAUAGGAAAAUUUUAAUGUGAUAAUAAAUAAUUUUAUAAAUUAGUUUUGACCUAAUUUAAUAGGCAAAAAGCAAUUAGAAUAUUAUUUAAACAGUUCUCACACUAAAUCGAUUAAUUUUUUUAUUUAAUUCUUUAUAAAAAAUAAAAUAAAAUUUAAAGUAUUGUGCUGAAAUAUAUUUUUUUAAAAUUUUAAAAAAUACUUUUUAUAAAAACAACCAAAGGUGAAAAUACUAAUUUUUAUAAAAUUAGUUUUGACCUAAUUUAAUUGAAAAAAUGCAAAUAAAAUGCUAUUUAAACAGUUUUUACGCUGAAUCGGUUAAUUUUUUAAUUAUCUCUUCAUAAAGAUAAAUUAAAAGUCAAGCAUUGUGCCAAUUAAUUCCUAUAGAAAAAAAUUUAAAUAUAAUUUUAAAGAAAAAAAAUUGACCCCUAUUUAAAUUGGAACGGGAUUUUGUGUGCUAAUUUAAAGAAGAGGGGAGUUAACGUAAUUGAUGCGAUGAUAAGAGAGCAGUUGGUAAAGCGAAUUGAGCUUCAAGAUAAUAACAUUUCACUAUCAGAACUAGCAAUAGUAAAAUUGCUUGGCAGAGGAAGAUUUGGGAUUGUUCAUCUUGUGGUUCAUAAAGAUAAUAAGCGGCUAUAUAUGCUAAAAAGCAUCAACAGGAAAAAAAUUGAAGAAUAUCAUAUACAAGAGAAUUUGAUAUUAGAAAGAAAUAUUUUACUUCAAAUGGACCACCCAAAUGUUAUAAAGCUAGUCAAAACCUUUAAAGAUAUUAAAAGGAUUUACUUCUUAAUGGAAUAUGUCAGAGGAAUGGAUUUCUUCGACGUGAUCAGAAGAAUGAAUGAAGUAACAGAACAAAAUUCUCAAUUUUUUGUUGCUUCUUUAUUGACAAAUUUAGAAUAUAUCCAUGAAAGAAGCAUUGUCUAUCGAGAUUUAAGACCAGAAAAUAUUAUGAUUGACGAAGAUGGAUAUAUAGCUUAGAACCACUUUUCGUGCGCCCUCUCGUUGAAUCUUUCUUGGCAAACUUGAGAAUUCGCUAUUCACCUAGAAAUGAUGAGCCAACUCCAAGUUUGCAAAUCCUGAGAUAAGGAUCCGGUUCGUCAAAUUCGAGUUAGAUCGCCACUUCUAGCGAUUUUUAAGGUCUCAAGGCUGCAAAAAAGACUCAGCGUGAGGGCACAUCAAAAGAGUACCUAUGCUAUACGAAGUUAACAAACUUCGGCCUAGCGAAGAUUUUAAACGGGAGGACUUAUUCAAUUGUAGGUGCUCCACACUAUAUUGCUCCAGAAGUGAUCGUGGGGAAAGGAUAUUCUUAUGCUGUAGAUAUAUGAAGUUUAGGGAUUAUUUUAUAUGAAUUAAUAUGUGGAGGUGUUCCGUUUGGUGACAGCGAAGACGACCCUUAUUGCAUAUAUGAAGCAGUUUUACAAAGGAACCUGACUUUUCCGAAUUUCAUAAGUAACCGCACAGCUGAAAAAGCUGUCAUCGCUCAGUUGCUAUCUGAAGAUCCCCUUGCUAGAACUGGGGGAAGCAUAGAAAAGCUAAAGCAGCAUUCUUGGUUUAAUAACUUUUCAUGAGACGACCUAAUGAAUCGCAAACUUGAAGUGCCAUUCAAACCCAAAGUCCUAGACCUUUCCCGAGAAAUAAAUAAAUCCUUAAUGAGAAAUUCGGAAAUCGAUAACAUCAUAACUAUUGAAGAAGAAAAAGCAAGACCAACCAAAUUAAAAUGCAGGAAAAAGAAAGAUGCUCAAGUUAAUUGGGACAUCGAAUUCUAA
Molecule: messenger RNA, 3457 nt
Organism: Blepharisma stoltei
Lineage: Eukaryota; Ciliophora; Heterotrichea; Heterotrichida; Blepharismidae
Source: the annotation of a GenBank genome assembly